Dreissena polymorpha is the source of this 636-nucleotide messenger RNA. RefSeq names its product ras-related protein Rab-12-like. The transcript has 2 exons. NCBI's taxonomy places the organism in Eukaryota, Metazoa, Mollusca, Bivalvia, Myida, Dreissenidae. Gene Ontology annotation, molecular function: GTPase activity; GTP binding. The record is from RefSeq and is a predicted model, not a curated record. The coding region runs from base 1 to 636 and encodes 211 amino acids.
AUGCGAACCGGCACACGACUCACACCUCCAUUGUUGUUUAACGCCGGUAAUGUCAGUAAUGGUGUUGAGAAGUUUGAGUCGUUAAAAAUCUCCUGUCAUAAUAGAAGCUCGAAAGAACGCUUGACGUUAUGGGACACUGGCGGGAUGGAGCGCAUGAGUUUCAUUGGACAGAGCUAUUACCGCGGUGCACACGCGGCCCUGCUCUGUUACAGUAUGACCAACAAGGAAACGUUCGCAAUUUUAUCACAGUACAUUCUUGACAUUGUUAUGAACGCAGAAGGUGCUAAGAUAUUCUUGUGCGGGAACUUUGCAGACUGUGAAAGCAGCGAUCGUGUCAACGAGACAGACAUUGAGAAUUUUACACGCGAGUGCGGUAAUGUUUUGUCUGGCUCUUACCAGGUCUCGUGUAAAGACCGGACAGGCGUCACGGAAAUGUUCACGGACAUGGCCCGCGUGUUACACAGGGAGAACGCAAAGAAAAUGACGCUGAGAAACGAUCUUAUACGUCCAGGGGAAACCCCAGACCAGAUUGAAGAAUACCACAAAAAGAAAAGUGCUGUACGUCGGCAUGAUGGCUGGGGCCUGACCCUUGCUUUGACAUAUGUAGUCUUUUCCACUCUCAUUUUAUCGCCUUAG